GUUGGCGUAAAGUAACAUCAGGCAUCAGCCAACAACAACAACACUCGUUAUGUUGUGAUUUGAACUCCAAAAUUUGGUAGAGUAAUAAACAAACAAAACAAAACAAACAAACAUCAAAAUCUCGUGAUGAAAACUCAGCCUUAGUUAGACUUCUGUACUCUCCUCUGGAACUGGGGGAGUAAAGUAAAUCUGAAACAGAUGAAGCGAAGGACGAGUUUCCAAAACAGGUCUCAGCAGAAAUGGAAGUCGAGACUGUUAUUUAUGCUUCUACUAUGUCUUUGCGUUGGGAGCUUUAUUCUACUUCUUGAAAGUAACCCCCCCACCAUGAAUUUGCCUAUUCUUUUUGCUCAAAAGCCUAAGAUUGCUUUCCUCUUCAUAGCACGCAAUCGUCUUCCUCUCGAUUUCGUUUGGGAUGUUUUCUUCCAAGCAGACAAUAACAACAGGUUUACAGUCUUUGUUCACUCAAGACCUGGGUUCUUGUUCAGCAAGGCAACGACAAAGUCCCCAUAUUUUUUGAAUCGUCAAGUUAAUGGCAGUGUACAGAUUGAUUGGGGAGAGGCUAGCAUGAUUCAGGCAGAACGGAUUUUGCUUCAAAAAGCACUUGUUGAUCAUACCAAUGAACGGUUUGUUUUCCUGUCCGAUAGCUGUAUACCUCUAUACAACUUUAGCUAUACAUAUGAUUAUAUCAUGUCAACACCUACCAGUUUUGUUGACAGUUUUGCUGACACAAAGGAGGGACGCUACAAUCCAAAGAUGCAUCCUGUUGUUCCUGUUAACAAUUGGCGUAAAGGCUCUCAGUGGGUUGUGCUGAACAGGAAACACGCGGAGACUGUAGUAAAGGACGAAACUGUUUUUCCGGUAUUUCAGCAGCACUGCAAGUGUGUGCAGCUGUUUCGAGAGCAUAUCCCCAAAAAGAAAUCGGAAGAUCAACAAGACUCAUCAUUUGAUCGCAUCAUAUCUAGUAAGAGAAAGUCACUCCCAGAAUUUUGGCGGGAUCAACCCUUUCCAGUUGAUACAUCCAAGGAGCACAACUGCAUACCAGAUGAACAUUAUAUCCAAACAUUACUUGCUCAAGAAGGGCUUGAAAAAGAGAUUACGAGAAGAUCGUUGACACAUACUGCUUGGGAUCUUUCAGUCUCUAAAGACAAUGAAAGACGUGGAUGGCAUCCAGUAACUUACAAAUUUUCAGAUGCAACCUCUCAGCUGAUUCACUCUAUUAAGGAAAUAGAUAACAUCUUCUAUGAAACCGAAAAUCGAAGAGAAUGGUGCAGUAGCAAGGGUAAACCAUCACCCUGCUUCCUCUUUGCAAGAAAGUUCACUCGGCCUGCUGCCAGUCGUAUACUUAAUUUGUCUGUGCUAGGUACGUAGCCAGAAAGAUGAAAAAGCAUGCUUUUUCAGCAGCACACCUGUUCUGUGUAUAUGCCAGCAUGUCAAUAACAACCCCCCCCCCCCCCCCCAGGGCGCCCUUCAUCAAUUCAUUUCCCUUUGGGGAGACAAAGCAGUAUUCUGGAAGUCGUACUUCAUAGGAACAUUUGUGUGAAAAUCAUAGUUUACUUGUCUUUCUUCCUCCAUACAUGUAUCUCCUUUUUUUUUCUUGUUUUUAGUAAGAGAUUGACCUUUUAUAAUAGUUUGUAUCAGUGCUUACUUCCUGUCUCGGUAUUGUUAUCUGAAAAGUAUGGUUUACCUCAAAGUCUCCAUGUUAUAGUCUCAUUUCCCACGAAUUGCACAAAUUGUUUUCGAUGUGGUAGAAUUUUUUUUGGAGUAUAUCGUCAGGUUAGAAUUUUGAAAUAUGUCCUCCAUUAAAAUAAAGUAUUUCUUAUUAAGUA
Molecule: messenger RNA, 1826 nt
Organism: Beta vulgaris subsp. vulgaris (sugar beet)
Lineage: Eukaryota; Viridiplantae; Streptophyta; Magnoliopsida; Caryophyllales; Amaranthaceae
Exons: 12
Coding region: 199-1368 (389 amino acids)
Cellular component (GO): membrane
Molecular function (GO): glycosyltransferase activity
Source: RefSeq, a predicted model, not a curated record